Messenger RNA from Miscanthus lutarioriparius, 1650 nucleotides. The record is from the annotation of a GenBank genome assembly. Lineage: Eukaryota; Viridiplantae; Streptophyta; Magnoliopsida; Poales; Poaceae.
AUGUCACUGAUAGUGUGGGGGUUCCGCGAAAGAGCUUUAGCAGGCAAAGCUAUCGAAGCAGAGGAGGAAGAGCUCCUCGAUUGGGGCGACGCGGACGAAGUGGAAGACAUCGAAGCCGUUCAGGUCACCAUUGAUGAGGAAGAUAGCCCUGCGACGCCGGAUCUGCAGCUCAGGGACGCCAUGGAGGCCUCCGCUCUCGAAUCGGGACCGGCCUCGAUUGCUGCGCUGGCCACGCCGAGAUCUGCGGGAUCCGGUGACGAUGAGAGGCCUGCAGUGGCCAACACGCCUCCCUCUACGGGGACUGCUUCACCUGAGCACAGCAAAGGAGCGCCUCCACCCAAGCUGAAGUCGGUCAUGGUCGUGCCUGGGCAGAUGGAUGCCAGCAAGGAAGCUGAGAAGGCCCCCCUGCCACACAGGGCGCCUCGCCCCAAGCCGCCGCCCAUCCAAGUUGGGGUCAGCUGCUUGGAGCGCGGGGAAAGCUCGGGAUGGCAAAAAGCGGGGAAGAGGCGCUGGCGGAGAAUGGAUGCUGCGCCACAAACGGGGGAUUUUGGGAAGAUGAAGACGACGGCGUGGGAUGCCUCUCGGACCGGUGCUCAGGAGAGCCGGGACGCCUUGAAAAAGAUGCUCGCCGGCCGCUGCUUCCGGUGUCUCAGACCCGACCACAUGGUAGCUCAGUGCAGAGACCCAGUGUGCUGCUUGAUCUGCAAGGAAUCCGGUCACCUUGCUCGCCACUGCAAGAACCGUCGCCACCAGCCAAUCUCCACUUCCUUACGACAAAGACUCAUCUUCCCCUCCGGAAACAUCCACAGCCGAAUAGCCUUUCCGCCGCUGCGCCACCCCACAACUGCCAAUCCACCACCUACCAGCCUCACCUCCCAGCCACCAGCCAAGAUUGCUACCAUUGUCGCCUCUCCGCAUAACGUGUACCGCCCGAGUACCUCGGAGGUUGCCUAUGCGCUGAGCCAGCAGUUGCAUGUUCUUCGCCACAACAUCAUGGUGACCAGCCACAAACCGGGGGGCUUCGUGGUGGAGUUCAAGCUGACACCAGGGGCAGAGAACAUCGAUGGUUGCACUGAGACAGAGGACAUCGGCACCUCCUUCUGUAGGAAGAUGUUUAGAAAGAAACAGGCCAGCCGAUCGAGUACCAGACGACGCAGUACGACACUAGCUCCCACCCGCUCCAGCCUGUGUCUGGCCGCUUGUCCAUCCCCUGUGCCGGUGGCACAUCGAGCCCAGCAAAAGCUUAUGCGCGAGCUGGACUUUAUCAAUGGCGAGUCACCGGCGCCGGAUGCAGCAAUCACAGAGUUUGUUGAAAGUUUCAGACAGGACCUCCCGGAGGAGGCAGUCAAGGCAAUAAGGGUUGUGGCGAAGUUGGGCAACAAGGAGCUCUGCAAGGCCCUAGCUGCAAUAGCAGCAGAGUCAGGGAUGGCCGAGAUGGAGUUUAUUAGCGUUGGGGAGUACAAGACAGUGGCUAAGGUAUUGCCUUGGAGAAUCGGAUGGAGCUUUCUGCAAGCAGGUUGUAGGCAGAGAUGUUCUGGAUGUCGGGAGAAAAUGUUUGGGAGUCGUUUUAGGGAGUUAGAAGAUGCAUAUGGGUUGAUUGUGGAGGCCAAGUUGUUAUGGCCUCUUGUUGUAUCCGUAGAUUGUGAGUAG